UGAAUUUUCAAACGUAUCCAUAAUACAGUCGGAAUGAAACAAUUGAAUUAUAUGACAUUUUCCUAUCGAUCCUGUCAUACUGACAGUUCUUGUGUUCGUGUUGGGUUAUCGUUGCGUUCAGUUAAUGUUACUUUCAUUACAUUCAGAAUUUACUUCUUCGACAGGAAGUAUAGAUACUCCAUAUUAAUUUCAAUCACGAUGACGGUAGAAGAAGAGUCCCAUUAUUCGGAUACGACAGAGCCAUCAAAUGCGACGUCCCUUCCGUCAGACACUAGUUGCAUCAUAAAUCCUUGCCAAUUGGGCAGAACGGGUGCUGCAGCUGUAGAUACAAAUAACGAUUGCAACUGUCAAGUAGAUCAACACUCACCAAAAUUUCCUGAAUCCCCACCAAUUUUCACGAUGCAAUCAAAACCGAUUCAGCCUUCAUGCCAGAUACCUCCGACUUAUCAAUCCCAUGUUCCACCGUGUCAACCAGGGAAACAAUGUGAACCCGGUGUGACGUGUGUCUGUCAUACUUACAAUCAAAAUACCUGUGGUACACCUAUGAAAUAUUCUAAGCGUUCAGGAGAACGACUGGAGCCCGCCUGGAAAGGAAUAAAUUGGAAAUGUCCAGGACAAGAAUAUCCAAGAAUAUUAGAUGAUAAUGCUUAUCGAAUUAAAUUAAAGAGAAAUCAUCGUUCAUAUUACCCUGAGGUAUUGCCAAUAAUCAAUGUUGCAAGAAGGAUAGAUACUAACGUGAAGUACCAAUUUCAGGCUUGUGUAUACCGCGAAGUCUCAGAAGGCAUACCAAACCUGAAAUCAAUUAACACUGAAAAGUUAGGCGAUAGAAAAUGUCAAAGUGGCUGUGAGCCUGAAAUAUCAGAAAGGAUUGAUAUAUAUUAUUUUGAUCAUGGAAAUUCAGCAUAUUACAGAACGACAGAUUCGCCGCCUAUACUGGCGACAGAAAAGUGCGCAGAAAGAACAGAUUUCAUAGCGACCCGAUUUUGGGCUGAAAUAUUUGGGACAGUUCACAUUGGAAUUGCUUUCGUCACGGCCUUCAUACUUCAGCUAUUGCGUUUCGUGCUCUUCAGCAUAAUCAGACCGCUCACCGUCGGUAUACUGCAACUAUUAGCUGAUUACUUCAUCAAGCCCUUUUUGUCCAUCCUGUUCAACGCACUGAUACAGCCGAUAUUGAUAUUGCUUUACAAUGUGGCAACUUCGUUCAGAGAUCUUUGUGAACCUUUGGCCGAAGCUUUUGGAUUCUUCUUGCGUGAAGUGGCCAAUGUUUUCAAGUCACUUAGAAUCGUGGAAGUGAAUAAUACCAGGAGCACCGUUAACGGGGGUAACACAUGACCGACUGUCCUAAAUGUAGAGUAGUGCCCAAUGAA
Messenger RNA from Cephus cinctus (wheat stem sawfly), 1367 nucleotides. RefSeq lists its product as uncharacterized. The record is from RefSeq and is a predicted model, not a curated record. The coding region runs from base 34 to 1332 and encodes 432 amino acids. Lineage: Eukaryota; Metazoa; Arthropoda; Insecta; Hymenoptera; Cephidae. The transcript has 5 exons.